CAAUGGAAAGCCUCUCGCUGCUAUAUUGAUCGGUCCUUCCAAAAAGCGUGGUGUAGCAGAAUUUCGGCGUCCUGAAGGUUAGUGAAUUAAAAUACAGCAUGGGCUCGGAAGAAACUCAAGCACCCAUCCCUGAUUUGAACGUGCCAAUCGUUUGGGUGUUGGGAGGUCCAGGUUCUGGAAAAGGUACCCAAUGCGAAAAAAUUGUGGAACGAUAUGACCUCACCCACUUAUCUACCGGUGAUUUACUUCGAGCUGAAGUAGAGAGCGGCUCCGACAGGGGCAGGGAGCUCCAAGACAUCAUGACCAAAGGUGAGCUGGUUCCGAACGAGACGGUGCUCAAUCUGCUUAGAGAUGCGAUGAUAAAGGCGCUGCCUGACGCUAAAGGAUUCCUAAUCGACGGCUACCCGAGAGAGAAACAGCAGGGCAUAGAUUUCGAGCAGAGCAUCGGCCCGAUGACGAUAGCCAUUUACUUCGAGGCCUCCGAUCAAGUGCUGAUCGAGAGAUUGCUGGAGAGAGGACAGACGUCUGGAAGAGCGGACGAUAAUAUUAAAACAAUCAAACAGAGAUUAGCGACGUUCAAGGCUAAUAACGAUGCCAUUUUGCAGCACUUUGCUGAGAAAAUUCAGAAGGUUAACGCAGAGCGACUGCAACAAAAAAUUUUUGAGGAUGUUAUAACCAUCUUAGAUCCAGUGCUGCCUUAAAUUGUCACGAUGAGUGCUGUCUGUACAAUAAAUAUGUUAGAAGGAAGACAACACAACACAAUUGACACGAAAUUUUACGUUAGGAGAUACUUUUAUUAUUAAUUAUUUAUUGCAAAAUAUAUUUUCACUCUUUAGUUGAAUAUUUAUUUCCUUUGGUUCGCUCUAUAUAACACACCAGGAAGAAUUUUAAAAUUAAACUUGAAAAUUUAUUGACCAGUUAAUUACAUUAUUACAUUAGUUUUUCUUAAUAGGUAAGUAAAUAUGUACCUAUAUGUGUUUUGCUAUGUUGCAGUCCAAUAUCACCAGAUUUAUAUCCGUCGUUUCUAUAAUUAUACCUAAAGUGUUAUUAU
Molecule: messenger RNA, 1051 nt
Organism: Phyllotreta striolata
Lineage: Eukaryota; Metazoa; Arthropoda; Insecta; Coleoptera; Chrysomelidae
Source: the annotation of a GenBank genome assembly